Manis pentadactyla (Chinese pangolin) is the source of this 4891-nucleotide messenger RNA. It is a transcript of the gene USP6NL, whose product is annotated as USP6 N-terminal like. The record is from RefSeq and is a predicted model, not a curated record. The coding region runs from base 333 to 2951 and encodes 872 amino acids. The transcript has 15 exons. NCBI's taxonomy places the organism in Eukaryota, Metazoa, Chordata, Mammalia, Pholidota, Manidae.
GCCCCUGUUUGUUAUUAGAUGGAAUGCUGGGUGUAGGCUGGUGUGGUUCAUACUUGGGACCUAGCCUGAAAGACAUGUUUUUACCCUCAAUAAAUAACAUCUUUGUUUGAAGAUCAGUCCCAUGUAACCAUAGCAAGGUCUUUUUUUCUCCCUCAGAAUGUAUCUCAAACGGUUUCUUUCUUGUGCUUAUUUCAUAAAUAGUUUUAACCAGAGCUGCCUUCUGCCUUCCUCUUGCAGUUUGUUGCAGAAUGUGUGAGGUACCACCUAACACUCUUGGUGUGCCUGAAAACUGUGAUAUAAUAAUGAAAACUUGAAAUAGAUAAGUUUACUCUAUGAGGACUGAAGCUGUUGUUAGUGCCCAAGGCCAGAUUGAUUAUCUAACAAAGGAUUCAGAUCAGGAUGUAGCACUCAAACUUGCCCAGGAGCGAGCUGAAAUUGUUGCUAAGUAUGACAGAGGACGAGAAGGUGCAGAGAUUGAACCUUGGGAAGAUGCUGAUUACCUUGUCUACAAAGUCACGGAUAGAUUUGGCUUUUUACACGAGGAGGAGCUCCCAUAUCAUAAUGCAGCUGUGGAACGGAUCCCACGAUUGUUGGAUUAUCCGUCACAACACUCAAGUCUUCAUCCUCUCUUCCCUGCUGAAAUCUUACUAGAGCAAAAACAUCUGGAAAUUGAAAGAACUACUAAAUGGUUGAAAAUGCUAAAAGGAUGGGAAAAAUACAAGAACACUGAAAAGUUUCAUAGGAGAAUUUACAAAGGAAUCCCACUCCAGCUCAGAGGUGAAGUCUGGGCUCUACUUCUGGAGAUUCCUAAAAUGAAAGAAGAAACAAGAGACCUUUACAGUAAAUUAAAACACAGAGCAUGGGGUUGUUCACCUGAUAUCAGACAAAUAGACCUUGAUGUCAACCGUACAUUUAGGGACCACAUUAUGUUUAGAGACAGAUACGGUGUUAAGCAACAAUCCUUAUUCCAUGUUCUGGCUGCAUAUUCUAUUUAUAACACGGAAGUUGGAUACUGUCAGGGGAUGAGCCAGAUCACAGCUUUACUCCUAAUGUAUAUGAAUGAAGAAGAUGCCUUCUGGGCCCUCGUCAAACUCUUCUCAGGCCCCAAACAUGCCAUGCAUGGCUUUUUUGUCCAAGGUUUUCCUAAACUCUUGAGGUUUCAAGAACAUCAUGAAAAAAUACUGAAUAAGUUUCUGUCCAAGCUUAAGCAACAUUUGGAUUCUCAAGAAAUCUACACAAGUUUUUACACAAUGAAAUGGUUUUUUCAAUGUUUCCUUGAUCGUAUUCCCUUUACACUGAACCUCAGAAUAUGGGAUAUCUACAUCUUUGAAGGAGAACGAGUCCUUACUGCUAUGUCUUAUACAAUCUUAAAAUUACAUAAAAAACAUCUAAUGAAAUUGUCUAUGGAAGAACUUGUAGAAUUUCUUCAGGAGACCCUGGCAAAGGAUUUUUUCUUUGAAGAUGAUUUUGUAAUAGAGCAACUUCAGAUUUCUAUGGCAGAACUAAAGCGGGCAAAAUUAGACCUUCCAGAACCUGGUAAAGAGGAUGAGUAUCCAAAGAAACCUUUGGGACAACUUCCACCUGAAUGUCAGUCUGCUGGCAUUAGUCAUCUGAGCAAUGGACAAAAAAGUGUUGGCAGGCCAAGUCCCCAUACAGGCAGCAGAAGAGAAAGUGGCUCUUCACCUCACAAAAAACAUGAGCAUUCCCCUCACCAUCAAAGGAAAAUUGGUACACCAGAAAGAGUAAGGCAGCUAAGACGGAAAUCAGUGGAUGAGGAUAGUAAGAAGCUUAGAGAUGAGGCAGAUUUUCAAAGAAAACUUCCAUCAGGUACACAGGAUAAUUCCAGGCAAUAUAAUCAUGCAGCUGCUAACCAAAAUAGCAAUGCUAUGUCAAACAUCGGGAAGGAAUUUGUGCCCAAAUGGAAUAAACCAUCAGAUAUUUCUGCAAUUGAAAAAACUGCCAAAUAUGCCAUUGACGGCAAAAGUAGAUCAGCACAACCCACACUUACAGUCACCAUCCCAAGUUCUGCUGACACUCGGCUUUCGAAUGUGAGGCAAAAGAUGAAGGUUUUGGAUGCUGAUGAAGGGAAACGGGGCUCUAAUGCUUCCCAGUAUGAUAACGUACCUGAAAAUGAAAAUGGUCCCUCUAUUGAAGAGCUGCUGGAAAGGGCUUACUGUCAAAGUCCAAGGAGUACUGUUUACUAUCCAAGUUCAAGAAAGCAUGCUGAGCCAAGUUCUAGUCCAUCAAAAGUAGCCAACAAGUUUACUUAUAAAGUGCAGCCUCCAAGUCAUGCAAAGUCCCCAUCUCAGUUAGAUAGGGAUGAUCGCAGGACAGCGCACCUCCCAUCCUACAAUAAUCCCCCUGUUUACCAUGGAAAUUCUCCAAAACACAUCCCAACCACCAACAGCACUUUUGCGACUCUACAGUUUGCCCAUGGGACUCAAAUGAAUCCUUCCAGGAGACCUUAUGGUCCCACUCUUCCUGUCGAUGUUUCUCCAGAGAAAUCUUACAGCCGCCCAACUCCCCUUGUACUACCAUCUAGUCGUAUAGAAGUUCUUCCUGUGGAUAUUGGGGCUGGGGCAUAUGCGGGCAAUUCAGGGUCCCCAAAGAAUGGAACGUUCAUCAUUCCUCCAGUGGAUUAUUUGGCAGAAAACAGAAAAUGGUCAGAAGUUAGUUAUACAUACAGACCUGAGAUACAUGGACAAUCCUGGACUCAAGAUGCUAACCAUAGCCCCUUAAGCAAUUUACCAAAAUAUUCUGCCUUUCAACAUGUAUCCUUUCAGGACCAGAACCUUCCAGCAGUUUCAGUAGAUAGUCCAGUGCGGUAUAGAACUUCAUCAGCUUUAGAAGAUGCCAAUUCCUCUGGGUAUCAAUAUUCAGGGCCCUCACCUUCAGUAUAUCACUACAGAAACCGGGAUGGACUUUCUGUUCAGGAAUCAGUAUUGCUGUGAGAGUUUAUCUAGUUUUAUGUGUUUUCUUGCUAAACACAGAAUAGAAACCAUAUGGAACCUACAUUGCUAUGUGUAUAAUUGCCAAAGCAGUAUUUUAUACUACUAUAAACACAAUUCUAAUGUAUGUAAUAAGAAUAUAUGGAAUUGUUUUCAUCCUCACAUAAUGCUGCUUAAGAUGAGCAUUUUAAAUUGCAUCAUCACUGAACCUUUUAAAAAGAAUUUAACAUGGAAACAUAGCAAUAGUAUUUAGGGAUGCAUGCACGGUAAUAAUUCAUUACUGUUUCAUUUAUAUCUUUCUCCAAAACCUGACCAUUCUUACUCUAUUAGCCCAUUGUAUUUUGAGUAAUGUUACAAAGCACUGAAAAACUGGGUAGAGUAGAUAUUGUUAAGGCUAUAUGCAGUGUAUGUGUCAUUUAUUAGUUAUUAUAGGCAUCUGUGCAUACACAUUUGAACACAGAACUAAAGAAAUGUUUAAAAAAGGAAGUACUUUUAAUAGAUCCAUGGAAUAAUUUGUUCUUUUCCUCAACUUGUCUUUCAGUCAAGUUUUUUAUUUCCCCUCUAUUUUUAACCCAAAUUUAACUGACUUAAGGGUUUUCCCUGACUUAAUUCAACAUCUCACAGAAUGCUCAUCAUUCUCAUUCAAUUGUUGCCAUUUUCUUUCAAUCAGAAAGUUAAAAACAUUGGAGAGAGAGGCUAACCACUUAAUGGUGCUUAAAAAUUGGGGAAGUUAGUGUAAGUUAUGGUCUAAGGUGCCACGCUUGGUGUGUCCAUGUACACCGGGAGCAGUUUCAGUGCAUUUGGGCUCCUUCCUCUGGUCUGACUCUUGUAAGGCUCAGAGCAGAAUGUUCCUUGCCAGAUGCAAAGGAAAUGCUGCAGUACAGUCUCCAGCGGAUGCCAGCAAGGGAAGUUGCAAGCACUCACAGUUGGCAGCAGAACAAACUCCCUUGAAAUUCAUUUGAAAGCAGGAUUAACAAUAUGGUUACUUCUUAAAUUCCUGCAGGGCCUCUUCACAAAGAGCCAGGGUGUUCAUUUACAUGAUCUUUUUCUAGCACUCUUCCUUUAAAGAAUGUAGUCAGUGCAUAUUGCUGCACUCAGGCCAUUAAAUUAUCAUUGUAUAAAAUUGUAAAAGAAGAUCCUAAUCAUUAAUAGGAAUCUAAGACUUUGGUGUUUUUGUUUUUUAAUAGUCUGACUUUCAUACUUCAAAAUAACUUUUUUUUCUUUUUCAGUGAAAAAAGUUCAGGUUUAUGGUAAAAAAAGUCUUUAGAAAUAUUCUAUUACACUACAAUUACUAAAACACUGACAAAAUUUGGGGCACUUCAAGAUAGUAUGACUUUGUGUUUAAUUGGAGAACUUGUUCUCAGCAUUACUUUGCUAACUUUGAAUAAUAGAGUUGGAAACCUAACUUCUUACAAGUUGGGGCUUUAAGCUACAAGGUACUGAAGUUUGUCUAAAAUGACAGUAACAUUUGUUUAGCUAUUGAAUGUGACAAUGUUUUUUAUGUAUAUAAUGAGGAUAAUAUAAUUUUAAUUAACCUGGUAAUGAUGUUAUUAAAUGGUAAAAAAAAACAGUGUAUUAACAGCUAAGCACUACACUGAAGCUCAAACAAAACUCUGGUAUCACUGGGCUCCUGAUUCAGAUCAUGUGAAUUCAGCUUAGAAAUAAAUGUAUAUAGAAAUGUAGCUAAGGAUAUUAAUUCCAAUUUUUAAACCAUGAUUCUGUGACUUGUAAUAAACCAAGCUGUACCACUUAGUUUAUGAUAGAGCUGCUCCAAAAUAUAUAUAUUAACAGCAGUAAAUAGUGUAGAUUUAUCUGUCUAUAUAUAUGCAAAAUAUAUAUAUACACACACUAUUUUCUUAUGUCAUCUAUGACAUUUUUUAUCUGUAUACUUUUUUUGAUGUGAUUGUUUUUAACAUGCUUAAAUAAGUGUACUCUGUGUCUUC